CAGGACGCCUACUGCUAAAAUUCUGAGUAAAAAGUCGCUCAACACCGCCACUCGGGGACGAAAGGGUCAUUCAAAAAUUAUUGUUUAUCUGCAUUAAUUGCGGGAAUAAUAAGCAAUUAAUAUGAGUUUUCUCAUAACCAACAUGGCUUCUAAGAGAGUCAUGAAGAAAAUGACAUCUCCUAUAUUCCUGCAAUCCUUAGCUGCUUUUCAUGGUAAAGCUAGAAUAGGUAAUAGAGAUGUUGUGGGAUUUGGAAUGAAUGGUUCUUACACUUAUAUUGAUCGAGUGGAUUACCCAAUGCCUGCUAUUCGUUUUAGAGAAAAUACUGCUGAUUCUAAAGCUCUGAGAGAGAAAGAAAAAGGCGACUGGAAAAAGUUAACCCUUGAGGAAAAGAAAGCAUUGUACAGGCACAGUUUUUGCUUAACUUUUUCUGAACAGAGGGCCCCUACUGGUGACUGGAAGUACAUGAUCGGAGGUACCUGUGCCUUUAUGGGACUCAUGCUGUGGGCAUAUUAUCUAUUAAAGCUUUAUGUGUAUCCUCCUUUGCCUUGGUCGAUGACACCGGAACAUCAGUCUAAAAUGUUGGAAAGGAUGAUUCAGCUUCGUGUGGAUCCAAUUGAUGGUCUAACUUCAAAAUACGAUUAUGAGAAUAAUAAAUGGAAAGAUUGAACUCUGUAUUCUUCUGUCCUGCUAAUGUAGUAGUUAAGAUAUGUAUGGUAAAAAUUGAUUCUGUUAUUAAAUUAAUUAAUAAAGUGCUCUAAGUGGAAAGAA
Molecule: messenger RNA, 769 nt
Organism: Parasteatoda tepidariorum (common house spider)
Lineage: Eukaryota; Metazoa; Arthropoda; Arachnida; Araneae; Theridiidae
Product: cytochrome c oxidase subunit 4 isoform 1, mitochondrial
Biological process (GO): mitochondrial electron transport, cytochrome c to oxygen
Cellular component (GO): respiratory chain complex IV
Source: RefSeq, a predicted model, not a curated record